Molecule: messenger RNA, 1353 nt
Organism: Odocoileus virginianus texanus
Lineage: Eukaryota; Metazoa; Chordata; Mammalia; Artiodactyla; Cervidae
Source: RefSeq, a predicted model, not a curated record
UCCAGGUCUCCAGGGCAGAGAAGAGACCCCAGCAAGAUCACUUGCUGCCAAGAUGUUCUGCUGUUUGCCCCUGCCCAGAGGCCGGGGCCUCAGGAGGGCUCACAGGCAGAGUGUGUGGGAUCGCUGUCGAUGCUGGCUCAGAGCCCCCCGAGGAAGCCUCUGGCCCUUUGUCCGAAGGAAUAGAGAGGUAACAUGGAAGAACCAGGCGAGGCCAGGUCCCCUCUCCCAUCCCACCCGGGUAACCCUGAGUUCUUUCCCUGUGGGUGUGGAUGGGGUUUCUGGGGGUGUGCCGGCCUCCAGCAAGCCCAGGCAGAUGUGGGGUCAGAAGCCUGUGGUCUGGUGGUAUCCAUACCCCAGGAGAGAGCAGGCUGGUCGGAGCCCCACCCCGCUGCCCGUGAGGCCCAGUGCAGGCUCCAGGUGAGCGUGCCCACGGAGGGGUCAGCCCAAGGGGAAAUGGAGAGGAAGCAGGGAAGGCCUGCUGCCCAGACACCACCCAGGACACACCCUGGGGCCCAGUCUCGGGCUGCUACGGGGCUCAGCACACCUGGCUCCGACCCAGAGCCCCGAGGACCCAACCCUCUGAGGCAGCACGAGGACCUGGAGCCCAGCGCGGCAGAGCACACAGCUCUAGCUCUGACCUUCAAAUAUAACCAGGCUCCACUUCCAAGCCCUAUCCCCACAGAGGUGGUUGCUACAUGUGCAGGACCCAGGGAUCCACUGAGGGGAGGUCGAGACUUGAGCCUUCUCCUCCCAAAGACACCAGGCCAGCUGGGUACUGGCCAACAUCCUGAGAAGAUCGGACCUCUGUGCCUGCAUGACCGCCAGUCGCAGGCACCCAUGUCCCACCCCCUCAGCCUGAACGUCCACCUGCACCUGCACCUGCACCUGCACCUGCUCAGGCUUUGGCAGGAGAACCUGACUCAGGGCAUGAGUUACCACCUCUGCUGGGAGAGCCCACCCUGGCUCCUGCUCAAGACCCAGACGCCCACGAUGACUGACCAACCGCUGCAGGGAGAACGGGCCCCUGUUCUGGACAGAGACCCGGAGUCCGUUCCGGAAACACCAGGUCCAGGGGAGCCGUGGGCUCUGCGGCCGCGAUCCCUGUCUGCCUCCCGUGGAUGCCAUCACCUCGCUCCCCACCCAGGGGAGACUGAGAUCCCUUCCCUUGAGGGUCUUUUCAUCUGGUUUGUGUGUAGCCUUCUUGUGAUUUUUUUUUAUGGUCGAGCUCCGGGACCCCAGCAAGAACUGGCGCUCAGCAGCGCCCUCGUCCAUAGGCGGCGGCUCUGCCCUGACUGGAGCAGGAAGGCCACCAAACCGCCCCAGGCCGACCUCACGCCCCUCCCACUACUGUAG